Molecule: messenger RNA, 697 nt
Organism: Homarus americanus (American lobster)
Lineage: Eukaryota; Metazoa; Arthropoda; Malacostraca; Decapoda; Nephropidae
Product: fatty acid-binding protein-like
Exons: 6
Coding region: 112-516 (134 amino acids)
Biological process (GO): fatty acid transport
Cellular component (GO): nucleus; cytosol
Molecular function (GO): fatty acid binding
Source: RefSeq, a predicted model, not a curated record
GCAAGUGGCCUCAGUCUGGCAGCGUCAGUCAGUGUGUGUUUACAAUUGGUCGCGGCAGGAUCGAGGCUGACCGUACACUAGCGUCUGUUGUGUCAGGGUGUUAACACAGAGAUGGUACAGUUUAUCGGGACUUACAAGCACGAGAGUGAUGAAAACUUGGAGGAGGUAUUUAUUAAGAUGGGAAUGGGGUUCCUGAUGCGGAAGCUUGCGUUGAGGAGUAAGCCGACGGUGGAGGUGGAGGUGGACGGGGACACGUGGACCAUCACGACCAAGGUCACAGUCAGGACCAUGAUCUGGACCUUUAAGCUGGGAGAAGAGACCUUCGUCGACAGCACCGAGGGAACAGUCAAGGUGGUGUUCUCGGUGGAGGAUGACAAGCUGAUACAGACGCCCGUGGAGAACCAGGGAGACCGAGUCAUGACCUCCGUGCGGCAUUUCACUUCUGACGGCCUUAUUCAGACACUGACCCACACGGCCUCAGGCACCGUCGCCACCAGACACUAUAAGAGGGUCUGAGGCAUCACUGCUGAGAUUUAACAUAAUCCACACGUAUGGGGGUAUGGGGAGGUGAUGGAUGAGAGCUACAGCUACAGUAUGUGCCACUGGCUGCCUCCAUCUGUGCUGCUAACACAGGCCGGAAUUGGUCUUCUGAUACUUUUUCAACAGUUUUAAAUAAAUAAAUUAUUUUGUCAAAAUA